CAUUACUUAAUUCACAGUUACUAGCUGCUUCAAAUUCUUCAAGCGACAAAACCAUGGUAACUACAUUGACGUUGCAAACUGAAUGUUUAUUUCGCACUGUUGUCUAGCAUAACACUUGAUAUAGGCUGGAAUAGGAUAACGUGAUAAGGGAACUGAUGAACGAAGAUAAGAACGCAUAGAGUAUAAGAUAUCGAUAGUAAAUCAUUGUUUGCCAAAACUAUCGGGAAAAAGUAAAAUUCCGAGAAUCUCUAAUCCAAAAUUCCAAAUAUGUUGUCACGAGAUGAAGCGUUUAAUUGAUUUUUGAUCAAACUUCUGUUCUUUUCCUACUUGGAUAUAUAGAAAAGACCAUUCUCGCUCUUUCCUAGUAAUGACCUUCACUGGUACCAAGAAAUCCUUUCUCAAUAAUCCUACCCAGAAUCCCAACAUUUUUAUCUAACGGGAAGCACAUCAACCUCCCACUUUAUCCAACCCAGAUCUUCUCUCUCUUGUCUAAAAUAGUUUUUGGUGAUAGAAUUGGCAAGUGCUCGUCGUCUCUUAUUCUUCUGUUUUAGAAUUGUGUUUGGUAUCUGUUCGUCUUGCUUAUUUCAGUGAUUAGUGUUAGUUAGAAUCCACUAUUUGGUCGUGUAUUCACUAUAUAAUUGGUGGAGAUUGGGCUGUUUAUGCACUUAAACAGCAAAGAGCCGAACAGUUUUUAUUGGUAAAAUUGUCGUCAGAUCUGUUGAUUCUGUGUCUUUGCGCUGAAAAUCUCGUGAAAAUAUCUUCUCGAAGCGAACGCAAGUUGCAUUCCUCCCUGCAAACCGAACUACUGAAUACUGAAAUUCAUUGGCCUAUAGCUCGUACGAAGAAUCUUAAAUCCGCUGUUGCUGUGACGCUGUUAAUUUAAUUGAAUGAAAGGUAAUUUACCCUUCCUUUUAAGUUGAACAUAUUACACAUGGGGUAGUAUGUUUCUUCAGAGGAGUGAAUUCAGUUUGAUUCGACGAACACAAAGCAUAAUAUCGUCCUCUAGUUGGUCGCCGUAAUGUAUGGCACUACAGCGUUCUCCAUCGCCUUAUUGGCGGUGGUAUGGUGGCUAAAUUAGAUGUUUUGCCAGUGGACGCAUAGUCCACUCAUUUUCGUGUUCGUUUGUAAAAAUAAAAAUAAAAAAGUAAUAUUCGAAAAAUAAGGCGAUUGCGUAAGCGUAACGCCCGUACGUUAAAAGUAAGGCAUCUUGUCUCAUAUUUUGACGCUGCGAGGGAGAAAUAUAGUUGCCUACUGAUGUCAUCUGCACUUGGGCCGACCGACGUGUUCCAUCUAUUUCUCAAGCCUGAUGAUCUAUUCCUGAAGAGCUCAAACAAAUGGUAGUCAUUAAUAUUAUUGACUCUAUCUCACUUUUUUAAUGCUGUUAUUACCACUUAAUACUAUGCAGGCCUGACAAGCAUAUACAGUUUACAUAAUCGACUUGUUGUGAUAUCCAGCUAUAGUAUACUAGUUAUUGUAUCAAUAAUGUUUUUUUUUUUAAUCCCGUAUUUUGUAACGUUGACAAAUGAUUACUUUAGCUUUGUUGGUUAUGAAAUAUAAAUCCCACCUGAGCCUGAGCUCUUGAGCAAUUGAAACAUUUGAAAGGCAGAGCAGGCAUGUUUUUAUUAAGCUCCGCCCUUCAGCCUUUGCUAUGACUACCAAGCUUUAAAACUUGAUUCCUCCAGGCCAAAAAAGUUGACAGCAGGAAAGAGACUUUGGAACUAACUGGCUGUCAGCUGUUUUAAAGAUGUACUGUACAUUAUAUAUCAGCAUUCAAAGUGAACGAAUCUUAGUAGAUUAAUGGUGUAGGAAACCAAGAUUUCAGUACUUGUUUGGUACAAAAUUAUUUACAUCCUGCUAACUAUUUCUGUUAUCUUCCGCUUGCCGUUAGACAGAGGGAGUGUUCCAUCUUUCCCUUCUUUGAUCCGUCGCUAACGUAAACAAGUCAGUUGAACCAUGAAUGAAACUGAUGGGACUGGAUUGCUUCCAGAAAUGGAAAACAUUAUUUGCCAAUUGGAGAGAGGGACAGUUGUCACCAAGUUUUUCCAGAAGAAACAUCCUGACAGAAGGAUUUUGUCAGUUAAAAGAGAGACACGUCAAGUUGUGUGGUAUAAACCAAUGAGCAAGAGGAAUGUCUACGAAGGGGCUGUUGAUUUAAGAGAAGUCAAGGAAGUAAGGCCUGGUAGAAAUUCGAGAGAUUUUGAGCGAUGGCCAGAAGAUGCCCGAAAAUUUGACGAAAAUCGAUGUUAUGUCGUUUUUUACGGUCAAGAUUUUUGUCUUAAGACUCUUUCCAUUGGAGCGCUUUCUGGACCGGAAUGUGAUCUGUGGGUGAGAGGACUACGCUACUUGUCGCGUGACACACUGGCUUCUUCUUACCCAUUGCAAAUGGAACGCUGGCUAUGGAAGGAAUUUUGUAACAUGACCACCGACAGGACUACAGUGACGCUGAAAGAUGUCAAAGCAUUCUUGCCACAAGUGAACUGCCAAAUGACCAAACCGCGGCUCAAAGAGGCGUUUCAUGAAGUAGAUUGUCGAAGAUUAGGCGAAUUAUCUUUCGACGAAUUCGCUUCCCUCUACCACAUCCUCAUCUACGAUGAAAACAUGUACCGGUCAUUCUUCCACAAGUAUUCCACGGAUGGAAGCAUUAUAUCUUUGGAAGAUUUCCAAAGAUUUCUUGCAGAACAAGGUGACCCACCGAUGGAAGCCGAUGCAGCCACUGCCUUUAUGAGGGAUUUCGUACGAGAUCCACGACGCAACGUCGAAGCUGCCUAUUUCACUCCAAAAGAGUUCACAAGUUACCUUUUUUCGCACCAUAACGAGCUUUGGGAUUCCCAGCACAAUAGUGUAAAUCAGGAUAUGACCCAACCGCUUUCCAAUUAUUGGAUUUCUUCGUCACAUAACACGUAUUUGACAGGCGACCAGUUUUCUAGUAUAUCCAGUGUUGAAGCUUACGCACGUUGCCUUAAUCAAGGUUGCCGUUGCAUCGAGCUAGAUUGUUGGGAUGGUCCUGAUGGGAUGCCUUUUAUUUACCAUGGCCAUACCAUUACAAGCAAAAUUCGCUUUCUAGACGUUGUUAAAACGAUCAAAGAGCACGCCUUUAGUGCUUCCGUUUACCCAGUCAUUCUUUCGAUUGAAGACCAUUGCACACUUCCACAACAAAGAAAGAUGGCAAAAAUUUUCGAAGAGAUUUUUGGUUCAAUGCUGCUUACAUUGCCACUUGAAAAAAAUGAAACCUAUAUGCCUUCACCCGAUGCGUUGCGAAAGAAGAUUCUACUGAAGCACAAAAAACUACCUGAAGGCGCCACAUUUAUUUCAAUUGAUGAAACCAUGUCUUCAAUAGGCCGCCUUGACGAUAGUAGUAUAAAAGAUUUAGAUCUCUCAAACUCGGAAAAGAAUGGCAUUUUAUUCUUGGAAGACAAACUGGAAAGAGAAUGGGUUUCACAUUUUUUCGUUUUAAGUGACGCCAAGAUGUUCUAUACUGAAGUUCAUCCAGAAGAAAAUGAACCGGAAGAAGCAGACGACGAUGUUUCUGAUAUUGCCAAACAGACUCUGCGAGAAGGUGUUCCGGAAUACGAACUACAUUUCGGCGAGGAAUGGUUCCAUGGUAGACUGGCAGGGGGUCGAACAAGAGCGGAAGAGUUAUUACAACAGUAUGGGCCCUCCUUAGGUGACGGAGCUUUCCUUGUCCGAAAGAGUGGCAACUUCGUUGGUGACUUUUCGCUUUCCUUUUGGCGUCAAGAGAAAGUCUAUCACUGCCAUAUACGCACUCGACAAGAGUGGGGAAGAACAAAAUAUUACCUUAUAGAGCCCAACUGCUACGAUAGUUUGUAUAGUUUAGUUGUUCACUACAAAACCCAUCCCUUGCGAAGUCCGGGAUUUAGUAUCGUUUUGAAUAAACCUGUUCCUCAGCCUUGUACCCAUGAAAGCAAGGAUUGGUACCAUCCGACAACCGUGAGAGCAAAGGCAGAAGAGCUACUUCGUUGGAUCCCGAGAGAUGGGGCAUUUUUGGUCAGGCCAAGUGAGCGAGAGUUGAACACCUUUUCCAUUUCAUUCAGGGCCGAGGGAAAAAUCAAACAUUGCCGCAUAAAGCAAGAGGGCCGUCUGUACAUCAUUGGAACGGCCCAGUUUGAGAGUCUCAUCGACUUGGUUAGCUAUUACGAAAAGAAUCCCCUCUACCGUAAGGUUCGCCUUCGCUAUCCAGUAACAGAGGAGAUCGUACGUCAACGUGGAGUGAGUCCACAAGAUGGAGAAGAUGCACCUGGUUACAUGGAUUCUAACGCUUUGACUGGGGUAACCGUGAAAGCUCUUUAUGAUUACCGCAGCCAGCAGGAAGACGAGCUUUGUUUUUGCAAACACGCCAUAAUCUACAACGUGAAAAAAGAAGAUAACGGCUGGUGGCGGGGCGACUAUGGAGGUCGCAAGCAACUUCUCUUCCCAGCUAAUUAUACGCAAGAAAUUGACAUUACCCAAGAAAUGCAAAACGAAAACUCCACAGAUGUUAUGCCACUAGGCAGUUUGCAGAAAGGUAGCUACGAUGUAGCGGGUGCCAUGGUGGAGCUAGUAGCGUUGCAUUCUCCAGUCCGGUCACAUUCGCCCCCGAUUCCAUCGGAGACAAUGCUUUGGCUCUGUUUUUCUAAUGGUAUUACGCUUUUUAAAGCGAGUGUCGCGCAGCGGUGUAGUGAUCGUGAAAAUAUGCACCGCGAAAUUGAACUGACGUGGCGAAUCGCUAAAGAGCUGUCAGACAUCAUCGUCUACUGCAGAGCGGUGACAUUCAACCAGGAACGCAUUUUGCGUGACGGACGGAAUCCAUAUGAAAUGUCUUCCUUCCCGGAGCAAAAAGCCGAAAAAUUGAUGCUUCAAGAGCAAAAAUUCUUUCUUUGGUACCACCAGGUGAUGUUCAGCCGUGUCUACCCAAAAGGCCAACGGAUAGAUUCUAGCAAUUAUUGUCCAGUUCCCUUUUGGAACGUUGGUUCUCAAAUGGCGGCAUUAAAUUACCAAACCCCUGAUAAAAGCAUGCAAUUAAAUGAAGGCAAAUUUUUGCAAAACGGCAAAUGUGGUUACGUAUUGAAGCCAAGCUUUAUGCUGAAGAACUCCCCUGAAUCCUCGAUAUUGGCUGCCGAAGAACCUGUCGUUGUCGUUGUUAAGGUCAUAGCAGCCCGUCAUUUAACUAAGUCUAAACGAGGGAUAGUAAGUCCUUGCGUAGAAAUUGAGAUUAUUGGAAGCCAGCAAGACAAUAUUAACAACAAACACACCACAAAGAUCAUAACUGAUAAUGGUUUUAAUCCUGUUUGGGAUGAAACAUUUCAACUCGAAGUCUCUUGCCCGUCCUUGGCGCUCCUGCGCUUUGCUGUUUACGAUAUAGAUAUGUUUGGUGAUUCUCAUCUUAUUGCGCAAGCAACGUACCCGCUUUUGUGUAUUCGCCGCGGAUUCCGAAGUAUUCCCCUAAAGAAUGGCUUUAGUGAACUGCUCGAAAUGGCCUCGUUACUCGUUUUCCUCGAUCUCCACAAAAGAAAGGAUGAGGGGAGUUCGGUGCUAUUGAAAAGGGAUAAGCUUCGCGAUCUACGAACUCAAAUCAUCGACGCUCAGGAGCGAGGCGACGAGGUAGCAGCGCAAGAAGCUCGAGCGGAAUUCCACGAAAUUGAAUCCCAAAUUUUUGAAGAUUUUAAUCGUACUCGUGAAAAGUAGACAUGCCCUAGUUGAUUUCCAUGAAGUCUGUUUAAGGGAAAGGGCGGGUUCGUUAAGGGGCAUUCAGUCAUUCAUAUUACCACGAUCAUCACAUGAUUUCGAAAACAUUGGGAUGAUGAACAUGAAAAGAACUGACUAUUCAAGUGCUGUCACAUGGGUGCCUUUAUAUACUCAAUUGAUUUAAUUUGGUUUAUUCAUAUUUAUUAAUGAAUGCUGCUGAUUUACAAUCAUGUUAAUAACCCAUCAGUUUGUUAUAAUACAUAGGCAAUAUAAAUUUGUCACCAUCAAUUAAAA
Messenger RNA from Daphnia magna, 5976 nucleotides. Its product is annotated as 1-phosphatidylinositol 4,5-bisphosphate phosphodiesterase gamma-1-like. NCBI's taxonomy places the organism in Eukaryota, Metazoa, Arthropoda, Branchiopoda, Diplostraca, Daphniidae. The record is from RefSeq and is a predicted model, not a curated record. Gene Ontology annotation, molecular function: protein binding; calcium ion binding; phosphatidylinositol-4,5-bisphosphate phospholipase C activity. Gene Ontology annotation, biological process: phosphatidylinositol-mediated signaling; lipid metabolic process; positive regulation of epithelial cell migration.